AUGUCGAAAAAUAAAACGAAGUGUGACAGAAACCGGCCGACCGCCGAGUUUGAUCGGUUUGAAUUCCGGGGUGGCCGACUGAUCGUCGGUUGCAAGUGUACCAGGAACGACGGAAUGCAACAUGAAUGCGAGCGACUAAAGUGUAUGGCUGACCGGCCACUAUGUUUAACAUAUCCGGCGGCCACUUGCUAUCCUAGCCGGCCAUGCCCGCUGCGGCCAACAAAUUUUCUACAGAACAACGUCCAUCGUCAAGGCAGUGGCGCCAUUUCGCAGUCGUCGCAUCAACUUAUGGUCGGUGGUGUUGGUACCGUUGGCGGUGUUGUUGAUGGUGGUACCGGUGGUAGAGGGACCUUUGCCGGAGGGACCGGCGGAAAGUACUCGGCCGGACGUGACGCGCGUUACGUAUCCUUCAACUCGCAUCAUAUGAGAAAGUGGGCCACCGAUCAAUAUGACGACCGUCCCGCACUCAGAAAGUUUUUUCAACCCUGCCACGUCCACUGUGUGCAAUAUCGGACGCCCGUAGACGUCUGUACCCGAGACGCCAAGAUGAAUUGA
Molecule: messenger RNA, 555 nt
Organism: Diuraphis noxia (Russian wheat aphid)
Lineage: Eukaryota; Metazoa; Arthropoda; Insecta; Hemiptera; Aphididae
Source: RefSeq, a predicted model, not a curated record